Molecule: messenger RNA, 1499 nt
Organism: Colletotrichum acutatum
Lineage: Eukaryota; Fungi; Ascomycota; Sordariomycetes; Glomerellales; Glomerellaceae
Product: domain of Kin17 curved DNA-binding protein-domain-containing protein
Exons: 1
Coding region: 303-1337 (344 amino acids)
Biological process (GO): DNA replication; DNA damage response
Cellular component (GO): nucleus
Molecular function (GO): double-stranded DNA binding
Source: RefSeq, a predicted model, not a curated record
CAGUGUUCAGCUGGGCGUCGCACACGGCUCUGCCCCGCCACCUCUUGAGCGCAGAACCUUGUCAACCUCGAUAAGAUAAGCAGCACUGGAAGGAUCCACAACUGACCCUGGAAGGGCUCAUUGCUUCUUUGUGACGAUCAUCUCCUGUCGACAUAACCACAUCCAACCUCGAAUCCCAUACGCGCCACUUAUCGAAAGUCGGCCCUCGACAUAUCAAACCUACCAUAGUAUCUCGAAAACACCCCUCUCUUCUAUUCCAAGAACCGUCCAUCGAAGAACACCCCGAAAUCAGACCGCCCAAGAUGCCAAAAGCAGAAGUUGGCUCGACGAAGCACCUGAGCAACAAGCUCAAAAGCAAAGGCCUCCAGCGGCUGCGCUGGUACUGCCAAGUCUGCGAGAAGCAGUGCCGCGACGAGAACGGCUUCAAGAUGCACACGCAGUCCGAGUCGCACGUGCGGCAGAUGCUCGUCGUGGGCGAGGACCCGAAAAAGUUCCUCAACGAGUACAGCAACCAGUUUCUCCGCGACUUCACGCAGCUGCUGCGCACGGGGCACGGCGAGAAGCAGGUGCAGAUCAACCACUUUUACCAAGAGUACAUUGCCAACAAGGAGCACGUGCACAUGAACGCGACAAAGUGGCCCAGCUUGACCGAGUUUGCGAAGCACCUGGGGCGGGAGGGCAUCUGUCGCGUCGAGGAGAACGAGAAGGGUAUCCACAUUGCGUGGAUCGAUAACUCGCCAGAGGCGCUCAAGAGGCAGGAGGCAUUGAGGAGGAAAGAGGCGCAGGAUCGCGGCAACGAGGAGGUGGAGCAGAUGAUGAUUCGGGAGCAGAUCAAGAGGGCGCAGAAGGCGGCCGAGGCGAGAGGCGAGAAGGCCGAUGACGAGCAAGAGCGGGAGAGGGGGUUGCAGAGGGCAGAAGGAGAGAAAGUGUCGUUGUCAUUUGGUGCCAAGCCUGCCGCAGCGAAGAAGGAGCCCAGCAUGAAAGGGGCGGAAGCGCAGUCCAAGUCCGCCGAGCCCGAGGCCUCGACUACUGCGACGACUACAGCGGCAUCGGAGAAGGGAGAGGACAAGCCUGCCGAGAAGCCGUCUCUCGGAGGUGGUCUGUCGCUCAAGAUGACGGCGAAACCUCAGACCAGGAAUGUAUUUGCUCAGGCGAAGAAGAACGCGCUUGCUGGCGGCGCGAAGAAGUCUGCCUUUGAGCAACCGAAAAAGAUGAGCGAGGCGGAACGGAUCAUGAAAGAGGACAUGGAGAGGCAGAAGGGGAAACGAUCAAGGGACGGCUCCGGGUCGGGUUUUGGCGGGUUCGCGUUCAAGAAACAAAAGACGGAUCAGCGGUGAUUUCGACUCUAGAUCAGGCAUCGAUUUCAUGUCCAUCGAUAGGCGUUUGGGUUUGAAGCAUGGCAGCAUCACUGUAACAAGAAAAGGAGGUUCAACGACUUGCAUGGGCAGAACUUGGGUUGCACUUUUAGAUACCAUUUUGAGAAUUGAUUCAUCUGAAUA